CAAUGAUUUAGUCAGGAUAUCAGUUCUUGUUUGGUUUUCGAGGUUGUGGUUGAUGUAGAUGUUGAGAGGAAUAAUUUUUCUAAGAUCGAGCAUCAGUUUAAGGGUUUCAAAGUGAAUUGUGUGCAUUUGCUUUGCAUAUUAAUACACAUGACAAGCUGCCAGCUCUGACAUUGAUUUCAUGUAGAGGCAUGCAUGCACAAACAUGAGCCAACAGGCGUAAGCGAACCAAUCCGGGCUCUCGAUUCGUCUCAAGCCAGAUCUAGUAGAAGUUCACUUUACUAGAAACAGAAUAGGUUAAAACAGCUCAGAGAGACGGACGGACAACGGGGAAGAAGUGACAUAACCCGCAACGAAACAAACAACCCCCGACGGAAAAUGACCCUGCUCGACCUUCAUUCAUGUCUUAGUAACGUCGAUGAGCAGAUGACCAAUUCUCAAGAAUACAUGAAUUUUAACGUGUGGAAAGGCACAUCAGACCAGCUUCAUCAGAUGAUGACGGAGGAAGCCAACGGUGACACCGUCAUGGGUGACAAUGUACAUCUGAAGAUCUUAGUGCCCAGUAUUGCAGCAGGGGCCAUCAUUGGAAAAGGAGGAGAAACCAUCGCCCAAGUACAAAAAGAAGCUGGUGCCCGUGUCAAAAUGUCAAAAGCCAAUGAUUUCUACCCAGGAACAACAGAGAGGGUCUGCCUGAUCAUGGGGGGAGUAGAAGCCGUCAAAAGAGUCCAUUGUUUCAUCAUGGAGAAAAUCCGAGAAAAACCAGAUCCCAACCCCAAACCUGACGAAACAAAUAAAAACUUUGAACGACACAGACAGGUAAAAAUUCUAGUUCCAAACAGUACAGCUGGCAUGGUCAUUGGCAAGGGGGGUAACUACAUCAAACAAAUCAAAGAAGAAAGCGGGGCUUACAUUCAAAUCUCCCAGAAGUCAAAAGAAACCAAUCUACCUGAGCGCUGCAUCACUGUAGCGGGUAUGUUGAGUGAAGGAGAAAUUGAGAAUAACAGAAAAGCUGUAGAACUUAUUUUACAAAAAAUUGUAGAAGAUCCCCAAAGUGGAAGUUGUCCAAAUAUAAGCUAUGCAGAUUAUACAGGACCUGUAGCUAGUGCUAACCCAACUGGAUCACCAUUUGCAAACAAUGCAUUCACACAGAGUCGUAGCCAGGAAAUGGUGCAGGUGAACACGAACAAUUAUCAGGCACAAGGUGCCACAGCAUACAGUAUAGGAUUUAACGGAAAUGUACUAAAUAGCAGUUUAGGCAGUGGAAUGACAAAUUUGAAUAUAAAUGCUGCUCUAGGAGGAAAUCCUAAUGGAGCCUUUACAUCCGCUGGAUUAGAAAGUUUGAAAAUGACUCUCCGAAGCAGUGGCUAUUCUGAUCAGGCUACCGAAGAAAUUGUUGUAGCCAUGAACACUUUAGCUAAUUAUGGAAUUCUAAACAUGAUUUCACUGAACCAGAUUCCUGGCAUGACAAUGCAAAGUAUGCCCACCCAAUCUGCCACCUUGGCUGGCAUGAAUCUGAAUUCAUCCAUGGGAGCUACUCAAAUGAUAGCUGCCACCCCAACCACCUCUGCACAAACUGUGAACAAUAAUUCAUUUCUGAACACAAGUAACAACUCCACCACUGCUGGUAGUCUGUUUGGGCCGGUUGGCAGUGGUUCAUCUGGAUUAGGAAGCUCUGGCUCGGGGGCUGGUUCCAGCCUUUUUGGCAGUUCUUCUCCAAGCAUGGGUCAAGAGAGAUAUGGUGGAAGCCCAAUGCUGAAUGAUUCAUUUAGUGCUACAACAUAUGCCAGUACUCCGCAGGGAUUCCCUCAGAUGGAUAGAUCUCCAAACAUCAGUUUGAAUUUGAAUCAAAAUUCAUUCGGACUGGGGACUGGAAUGUACAGCCCAACAGAAGACAAGCAGGGGACCCAGAAACAAGAGUUGGAGGUGGCGGAGAGUAUAGUAGGAGCCAUCCUAGGGCCCGGGGGGAAAGGAAUAGUGGAGCUGCAGCAGUUCACUCAAACCAACAUUCAGAUAUCGAAAAAAGGAGUUUAUGUGCCCGGAACACGUAACCGCAUCGUCACUGUCACUGGAUCUCCCAGUAAUAUAAGUAAAGCCAGGUAUUUAAUCCAGCAAAGGAUACAACAGGAGGAGAUCAAAAGGGCCCAGCAAGCUGCACGCUAGGACCCACAACUGGCUUUAAUUUACUUUCCAAAUAAUAGAUUAUAUGUUUCCUUUUUUUCUAAUUUUAAUGAGUUUAUAUUUUAAUAUUAUUUUUGGAAUGCACUGUACCCCUCAUCUUGAUAAAGGAUAUUGUUUUUUUUUUUCACAAUGCAUAUAGAGUCAUUACAGAUCUUCUUUCAGUGCAUGACCAUCUUGAAAAAAAGUCAUAUUGUUGUUUUGUUGUUGUUUUUGAGUUACAACAGAGACUUGUAUCUAUCGUACUCUUCAGAAAAGAAGAGCAUUUUGUUGUUUUCUUUAUUUAUUCUGCAUGUGAUGAAGAUAAUUGUUUUAAAUCUUUGUUUUUAUGUAAAUAUGAUAUCGUUUUUUCCAGCAUUAAAUUUCAUACUAUUUAAAACCUCAUCAAAUCAACCACUUAGCACUCAUAGAGUGGAUUGAAUGCAAAUGAACUUUUUUUAAAACAAAAUGAUCAGGAUUUGACGUUUUAUUAUAGAGAUUGAAAGAAGAUAACGUUCUCGAUGCAGAACCAGGUUUCGGUGAAAAGAAACUUUUUUAGCCAAUCAUGUAAUGGUUUCUUAACAAUAUUUUAAGAUUUUGGUUUGAUAUAUAUUUUUUAUUCUUAGUUUUUCUUUGUGUGCAUUAACUAUAAAGGAUUUUUUCAAUUGAAACCUUGCCUUUCUCAGAAAGGUUGAUCAUAGUUCAUUACUGGGUGUCGUGAAACAAACACUAUUUUAUUUUUUAAUUCGAAUGGAAGUGACAAAAUGCAGGGAUAUUGAAUUGCCAAGCAUUCAGAUAUGAAAUGGAAUGUAUAUGAAAUCCAUCUAAAACAUAUCAAACUCCAUAGAAACACGCAUGAUUGGGCUUUUUCGUUCAAGACCGUUUUGGAUUACUUUUUCGAUAAUGCAAAGCAAUGACUGGGAUAUUGUCUGUGACAAACAAGUCCAUUGUCCAUAAAGCAUCAGUAAUUCUUGGGGAAUUUCUCAAGAGUCAGUGAAUGGAAUGAUGUAACAGUAUAGUUAUUAAUGUGUAUAAAUUAUAAUACCUGUUACAUUGUUUAAAUAUGUAGUCAUUUUUAAUUGUUAUUAUUUAAGUAAGUUGUUAACAGUUGUAGUAAAAUGCUGUUGUAUAAAAUUGUAUGCCUAUUUAUAUUGCAGUUUGAGAUCUAAUUACCAUGAUGUAAUCAUGCCACUAUGACUGACUAAUUAAUAUAUUUACAUAAUUCAUUAAUUAACUUCUUAGAAAGUGAGCCUGGGUGACAAUGUCACAGAUUCUGAUAUUUUUUUUUAAAGAAAGAAGACGUAGAGAGCUGUCAAAACUCCCUUCCCGACUGGUGUUAUGUAUCUGCAUUACUAGAUUGUUUAUGUAUUACAUAUUGGAAUAUUUAUAUCUAGAAUUUGUUAGUAAGUGUUUGAAGCAGUAGUUAUCUUUACCCAGAGCUGUGUGGAUGUGUGUGUCAUUUUAUUCCUUCUUUUUUAAAUCCUCAGAUGGGUAUCAAGUGAUUUUUUUUUUACCCAAAUAUAUCUUAAUGUUCAAGUGUGAAGCAGGCUAGAGUAAUAUUAUAUGUAUAUAAGAUAUUUUUUUUCUUCUUGCUCUCUUUCGAUUCUGUUGUUGCCAAUUUUGCUUGUUUACAAAGCCACUUUCAGCCCAUGUUUAAAAAGUAUCGUCUUUCAGCAGUAAACACAAAACUUUUUCGCAUGAAAUUACACACCAUCAGUGUUAUGGACAUUCGUGUAUUCUCUGGGUUCUUUGCAUUUUUUGAAAUCACCCAUUUUGUCAUCCUUGGCAUUUAUCAUAUAGUUUCUUGUUAUUUGAUGAUGUGCCAGCUACAAUGUCUUUCAAACAGAUUUGAAAAAAAAACCCAGAAACAAUACUUGACCUUUUUGAAAAAAAAUUACUAUCAUGAUUAUUAUUUAUGAUUGUGUGAUGGCUUUUUGUCAUUGUUUUCAUCAUGGCGUAAUGGUGUUUGGAGCCAGCUCCUUGGUACAUGUUUCAUCUCAUCUCACAAUUCUCAGUAGAUAUUACCAUUUCUCAAAAGAGUAGAAUAUUUGUUGAGUGCAACUUCCUGCUGUUGCUAGAAUUAACUCCCUUGGGUUUUCAUCCAUCAUACUUGUAGAGGUAUACAUAUUUAACAUGUAACACAGAACGAAUCACCAUAACUUCACGACAGAUGUACAAAACUUUCAUACAGAGCUUUCAUGAUUUUUUUUUUCUUUUGAUAAAAAAGAUGAAACAAACCUAGUCAGUUUUUACACACAGAUUACAGACGUAGGAGGCAUAAUAAUUGAUGUUUGUUUUUAUUCCACACACAUAUCAAGAGACACAUGGAAACUCGUCACGAAAGCAGAUAUAAAGAUCUCAAAAACAUUUUCAUCCAACAUUUAAUCAGAGAAGUUUAUUUUUUAUUUGUAUAUAGUGGAAUAUGUUCUCCAUUUCCUUUUAUUAUUUUGCCUUUGCAAAUGUGCUGCUCUUUUGACAAGGGGUAGUAGUUAUUUUUUGAACUCCACAAAUAUUGGUGCAAACAUUUAGUAAUAUACUUUCAGUCAUCCACAAAUUAUUCCGAAGAAGAACAUUAAUCAUUUCCAAUUAGGAUUUUCUUUCCUUUUUUGAGAUCACAGUUUAUGUACAUUUAGUUUUAUAAUAAGUAUUAAUCUUCCAUUUCAUUUUUCCACCGAAGAUUAAAAUCGAAAUUGUGAAGCAAAAUAAAGGGUCUUGAACAUUUCCAUUGAAGCAAUUCAGACAGUAUUUCACAGACCGACUUUAUAAUAGCAUCAUUUGGAUUUAUAUAUUAUAUAUUUAUUGUAAAAAAAAAUCUAGUCUACCUCUAACAUGAGUUGGGUAAAGAUGUGAUAUGCAAAGAUUUAUAUAUUUUUUUAAUAGCUAUUUAUGAUCCUUUUUCCAGUUUAACCAAGUUACAAGUUAUCCACUUAUGUUGCAAACUGUACCUUGCGAACUGGAUCCAAACAUCUUAUUCCUGAGUUUUUAGUUGGAUUAUAGCAAUACCAUGCUGACUUAAACAUGAGAUUGAAUUUUCAUAGAAACAAAAUGAGGAAGGGAGAUAACAACUUUUUUUAUACCAGUAGUUCCCUCUUGUUUCAUUUUUUUUCCCAGAACAGAAUGUCAUAUUGUUACAUUUAAUAUUUAUUUUUCACACCACAUUGUCACAUUAUAGUGAGCAAUUCAUUAUUUAAACCUUUUUAAGCUGUGAUAUUCCAAUAAGAUCAUUAAACCACAUAGAAUUGUACAUAGUCUGUAGAAAAUCUUAGUUAGGUUUAAUUGCAAUGUCAUUAUAUGAUUUUUUUAAUGCUGUGCAGGGAUCGUUAUAUAUCUGAAUGCUACUUGUCUGGUAUUUUACUUACCCAAACAAAGGUCAAUCUUACCUUUUUGAAGGUAAUUUUAACCUUCGUGCAGGUAAAUGAGGAUACCUUGUGUGAUUGGGGAAGAACAUGUGAACACAGAGAAUAUGUACAUUGUAUAGUGCUUGUGUUGCUAUGACUACGGAAAUUCCUGUUUGUAAAUAAGUACAUGCAAAUUAUAUAUUGACAUUUAUAGAAAUAUUUUAUUUAUAUGUGAAUUAAGUCAGAUGGUAUUGCUGUAAUGUUUUUGGUGAGGUGUAUAAAUCUUGAGUGUAAUCUAACAUGCACAAAACAGUAGGAUGCCAUCAGUCUACAAUGGAAAUAUUGUAUUUAUAUUGGAAUUUGUAAACUUAAUUAAUAAUACACACGUCAGAAAAUUUUUUGUGUUAGAUGUAUAAAAGCUGCAGUGCACACUGAUGAUGAUUUGGAUUAUGACGAUGAAUUCAAAAUUUUUUCUUUUUCUCUUACAAUAUUCUUAACUAACUUGAUGAUUAUUUUUGUUGCUGGUGAGUGAAGGGACAGAGUUUUUAUUUUGACUGUUUUUUUUGUUUGUUGGCCUACAAUCCUGAUUGUUGUGUAUAGAUAUUGUUUGGUUUAAUAUACCUCAUAAAAGGAUAAACUACUUCAAGUGAGUGAAGAUUGAUGGUGGAAAAUAGAGCAAAACUCCAGUCUUGUGUUAUGUUUUGUUAAAUAUUUUAUUUCUACUGUAAAGCAAAUUGUUGUCACUUUAGUAUGUAUGGUUUGUUAAUGGCUUUCAGUUAAAGAUAUAUAAUUUAUUGUAGUUUUUUUUUCUUUUUCUCCCCAAGAUAUGCACUGAUUAGGAGUCAUGUGAAGAACAAACUAUUGUCUAAAUUAUUUAGUGGCAUCAAUAUGCAUGUGCCAAAUAAACAAAUCUAAAAACCAAACUUCUGGAUUUCUAAUUUUUUUCCCCCCAGAGAAUUCAGUGAUGAAUUCUUGGCCUUCUUUUUGUCACCUAUAUGAUAAGCUUAAUAUAGAAUGAUGUACAAAAGAAAGUACAGAAUUGCUCUGAAUGUUUCUGUAAAGAUAAUUAAUUGACAUGGUAUUUGCUCUAGUAUCUCUUUCAAAAUAUUUUAAUGCAAAAAAUUGAGAAACAUAUGUUCAGUACUUCUCUAUUAUUAAAUAGAAUACAUUUUUGUUUGAACACAAAACUGAUUGACAGAUCUUGGAGGAAAUUCAGACUUCUUGAGUUAAUAUUUUUUAAAACCAAAACUUGCACACUGAAUGGAAUUUUGCCAUGUGUUAAUGGAUAAUGGACAGAAGUUUGGUUUUGAAACCAAUAUAGUGCUGAGUUUUUGUACAUGAAAUUCAGGGAGAAAUGCUCUAGAGUGAAAGCCUGUGUGAGAGAUAAGGGUAGUUGAGUUAUAGAAAGCAAGAGAUGCCUAUGUUGAAAUCUUCCAUUUAUUUUGAAUGUACUGACAUGCUGUGAUAAUUUGAGGUGCAAUUUAUUUGUUUGAAAGAAAGAAUUGAUUGUUAUAGGGUUAAUCUCUCAAGAUUUCUGUGGUAUUUAGGAUUUUGAUUUAAAUUUUUUUUUUGGUCAUUGAAUUUUAAAAAUAUCUGAUAGUCAAGAUACAUGUGGAAGGAUAUACGUUUUCAUUUACACUUUGUUAGCUUGCUCAGAGAAAAUUUGAAUGAGUGGGCCAAUAGUGCAAGAAAAGAAAUUUUGUUUGAUUGACAAGUAUUUUACUAGUUAAAGGAACUGUGUGAUCUGUAUAGUACAUUGGAAGGAGGUAUUAUAGCAAAUACCAUUGUAAUCAUCUUAAACAGAGUAAAUAAACUUAUUGCAGAAUAAAGUAUGGGCUGAAAAUA
This is a messenger RNA of Saccostrea cuccullata (small rock oyster), 7334 nucleotides long. Its product is annotated as RNA-binding protein Pasilla-like. Gene Ontology annotation, biological process: regulation of alternative mRNA splicing, via spliceosome; mRNA splicing, via spliceosome. The transcript is spliced from 6 exons. NCBI's taxonomy places the organism in Eukaryota, Metazoa, Mollusca, Bivalvia, Ostreida, Ostreidae. Gene Ontology annotation, molecular function: mRNA binding. Gene Ontology annotation, cellular component: nucleus; cytoplasm. The record is from RefSeq and is a predicted model, not a curated record. Bases 376 to 2157 code for a protein of 593 amino acids.